CACAUCAUCAACGGUGACCCUCGAUAGGGUUUCAUCGUCAGAGAGGAAAAGCCGAAAAGGGGAUCUGAGGUCAGAGUGAUGCGCCGCCUGCCUUCUGCCGAGCUCCAGCCUCGCGCCGCCGCCCUUGCCUGAGGCCUCCUAUGAGGAUCGAGUGGUGCUUCAGAAGAGACGACCGGGGAGCUGCAGUUCCCAAUCGAAGUAGCAGCUCCUUUUCGAGCUGCCAUCCGCAGUCGAAGGAAUCAAGCGGCUCCUCUCCGAGUCGUGGUCCGCAAUCCAAGCGGCUCCUUUUUUCAGCGGCAAUCCGGAUUCAAAGCAGUCCUUCCCGGGCUGCAAUCAGAAACAGGUCCUGUUUCAGUUUUAAUAAAGUCUACGAGCUGUUGGCUCCCUCACGUGGCAGGAACGUAGCUGCUAUAAAUCUGGCCUGGCGGCAACCGUGGUACCCGCCAGUUUUAAGAGGAUACGAUCAUCUCCCUUCGGCGAGCGAUGGCCAAACCAUCCGUGGACGGCCUAGGCAAAUCCUCCCUCGAUAUGGUGGAGGACAAUGGAGUUGACAGGCUCAGCAAGUUGCCUGAUGACGUUUUGCUCAACAUUGUGGAGCGACUUGAUAUCGCUGAUGUUGAACGAACCACCAUCCUCUCCAGACGUUGGAAGCAGAUCCCUGCUAUACUCUCAAAGAUUUUUAUAAUGGUUGCUUCUUUUCAACCCAAGCAUGAAGGUAGGAAGUUAACCUCAGAUGAUAUAGUUCGGGCCAACACCAACGUGCUGGAAGCAACCAGGAGCAUACUGGUAAAGAGGGCUGGAGGUCCACACACCAUUCACCUGCUGCGCAUGCAAUUCUACUUGGGAGAUGAGUCCAUUUUCAUUGGUCAUGCUGUUGCCAACACCAUAGCAACACACAAGGUUGCUUCAGUUGAGUUUACAAUCUUGACCAAGGUGCGCACAAAGUUUACCAAUAAUGACCUGCUCACUCAUGGGAGGCAGUUCAUGUCAUUCCUUGAUUCGUGUCCAAACACAUUUGGUGGUCUUGCACGCCUCACGCUAGAGAAUUUGAGGUUAGGAGAAUCAGACUUUCCCAAAAUUUUCAGUAUAUGCAAGCAACUCGAGGUCCUCUGCCUCUACCACUGUGAUAUGGGCAUUGAGUCUUUGCUGGAAGUGGAACACUCACAACUCAGUGAACUGGUGAUUGGCCGUAGCGUGCUUAUUAAGAGGGUUGAUCUGAAGUGGGUACCAAAACUCACAGUACUGAAAUUUAAUAUGUUUCGAUCUCAAGAUGACCCCUUCUGUCUUGGCUAUGUCCCACUUCUCCAGACUGUGAGCAUCAUUAAUACUGGUUUUUCUUGGCACAAGAUGCUCAAGAUAAGCGAGUUGCUGGGUGAAACCGCCAUAAGCAACCUGCAUUUGAACUUCAAAAGUGAAAAGAUUUGGGUCAAGCCGGAAGGUCGAAGACAAUUGUUACCAGUGUUACACAAGCUAAGGCUUGUGAAUUUGAUUAACAUUUCUGAAGAAUGCGAUCUGACUUGGAUAAUGUUCAUACUUCAAGGUGCACCCACCCUUAAGGAACUACGCAUCUUGGUGCGGGACCAUUUAUGUGAAAUGGUAACUGGGGAGCGGAGAAAAAAGUAUGCCUUUAGCGAGGAGAAGGACAAGGGACUAGAGUGGGAACCAUCUGCAUCUGAUUUCAAGCACCACAACCUUGCCGAGCUCAGAAUCUAUGGGAGGUUUGAAGCAGAAGAAAAAAUCGUGCGCUUUGCCAGGAAUAUCAUGGAAGCAGCGGUGAAUCUCGAGGACAUAAAACUUUAUAAGAGUCCAGUGUGUGAGAAUUGCAAGAACAUGCACCAGGAGUGGACGUUGAAGGAGAAGUCGUUGCUUAGCUACAAACUCAGCAAGGGGAUGCUGUCUUCGCUCGUCCGGAUUCAGUUCCCAAGUUUAGGGGAAAUUUUUACUUGGCCAAAGUACUGGUCUUAGCUGCAAGCUGUGGUUUUUUUUUUGAGGGGUUGCAAGCUGCAGUUCACAGGAGUUGUUGUAUGCAUCGAUUAAUUCUCACUAGUCAACCUUUUAAAUUAUUCCUGUUUUGAGAUUGUACUGAGUCGAGGAGGAUAAGGAGUAACUCUUGACAUUAGUGUGAAGUAUUUUGGCAAAUGAAAGUUUCGGAUGUGUUAUUCGUGGCAAA
This is a messenger RNA of Aegilops tauschii subsp. strangulata, 2170 nucleotides long. RefSeq lists its product as uncharacterized. Gene Ontology annotation, molecular function: protein binding. NCBI's taxonomy places the organism in Eukaryota, Viridiplantae, Streptophyta, Magnoliopsida, Poales, Poaceae. The record is from RefSeq and is a predicted model, not a curated record.